Molecule: messenger RNA, 450 nt
Organism: Macadamia integrifolia
Lineage: Eukaryota; Viridiplantae; Streptophyta; Magnoliopsida; Proteales; Proteaceae
Product: stigma-specific STIG1-like protein 4
Exons: 1
Coding region: 1-450 (149 amino acids)
Source: RefSeq, a predicted model, not a curated record
AUGGUUGUAGCAGUUGAAGACACAAGCCCAAACUCAUCAGGCACCAGUGUCUCUGCACCGUCUUCUCCAUGGUUGAAGAAAGUAACAAACUCGAGACCAAUUGGAUGUGAGAGACAACCAUGGAUUUGUGACAAUGGUGGAAAAAGGUUUCCACCCAGGGUUAGGAUGCUGUGUUGCAGAAACCGUUGUGUGGAUGUGAUGACCGAUGUGAAUAACUGUGGGUUUUGUGGAAUUAAGUGUCUUUUCAGUCGGAAAUGUUGUAAUGGGUUGUGUGUGGAUACAAAUGUGAAUCCUGUUCAUUGUGGGAGGUGUUGGAACAGAUGCCCCUCUGGGGUUCUGUGUUUCUAUGGGCUUUGUGGUUACGCAGAGCCAGCACUCCCUCCCUUUCCCUUUGCUUCUCCUCCAAGAACAUCACUUACUCCAAAGCGUCAUCUUCCAGCUACACCAUGA